Hyalella azteca is the source of this 5416-nucleotide messenger RNA. Its product is annotated as guanine nucleotide-binding protein G(q) subunit alpha. Gene Ontology annotation, biological process: adenylate cyclase-modulating G protein-coupled receptor signaling pathway; phospholipase C-activating dopamine receptor signaling pathway. Gene Ontology annotation, cellular component: heterotrimeric G-protein complex. The coding region runs from base 342 to 1403 and encodes 353 amino acids. The record is from RefSeq and is a predicted model, not a curated record. Lineage: Eukaryota; Metazoa; Arthropoda; Malacostraca; Amphipoda; Hyalellidae. The transcript is spliced from 8 exons. Gene Ontology annotation, molecular function: guanyl nucleotide binding; GTPase activity; G protein-coupled receptor binding.
UAGAAUUUUUGUCCCAACAGAACAACCUGCAAAGUCUUUAGCUAUGAUUGGAUUAGGAAACCUUUCAAGUCUGGUCUGAGCUGGUCUGUGAGCUUGUUCGGAGUGCGGUUAAGCUGCUAUAAAAGCUCCUGAAGAAGUUUGAUGUUCUUCAGUAUUGGAGUAUUUUUCAUCGUACGCGAGUCACCCAGCGGCCUGUCCCCACCCAGUUGCUUAUGAAUCUUGUGAAUGCAGCAGUAAUGAUUCGGAACUAUUUUUUCUUUACGUCAAAAAGAGGUUAAGAUUUCGUUUUGUUUGUGCGGUUUGUAGUUUUUAGUGUUUUAAGUUUUGUUAGUUAAGUUAACAUGGCGUGCUGUUUGAGUGAAGAAGCAAAAGAACAAAAACGAAUAAACCAAGAAAUUGAACGCCAAUUACGACGAGAUAAACGAGAUGCCAGAAGAGAACUUAAAUUGUUACUUUUGGGGACUGGAGAGUCAGGCAAAUCAACCUUCAUCAAACAGAUGCGCAUCAUCCAUGGCUCAGGCUACUCCGAUGAUGACAAAAGAGGCUUCAUCAAGUUGGUCUACCAAAAUAUCUUCAUGGCCAUGCAGUCCAUGGUGGAUGCUAUGAAGCUCUUGAAUAUCUCCUAUGGGGACUCACAAAAUCAAGAGUAUGCCACUCUAGUAAAGUCAAAGGUGUACGAGAAUGUGACAACAUUUGAGGAGCCUUACAUAACAGCCAUCAGAAGCUUAUGGCAAGAUCCGGGCAUACAGGACUGCUAUGACCGGCGUAGAGAGUAUCAGCUCACUGACUCUGCUAAGUACUACCUCGAUGAUUUGGAACGAAUUGUUGACCCUGAAUUCUUGCCUACGGAACAGGAUAUUCUGAGAGCUCGAGUACCCACCACAGGCAUCAUUGAGUAUCCCUUUGAUCUGGACUCGAUCAUCUUUAGAAUGGUCGACGUGGGUGGGCAGCGGUCAGAGCGAAGGAAGUGGAUUCAUUGCUUCGAGAACGUCACUUCCAUUAUCUUCUUGGUGGCGCUCUCUGAGUACGAUCAGAUUCUUUUUGAAUCUGAUAAUGAGAACCGCAUGGAGGAGUCGAAGGCGCUAUUCAGGACGAUCAUCACGUAUCCGUGGUUCUUGCACUCGUCCAUCAUCCUCUUCCUGAACAAGAAGGACUUGCUCGAGGAGAAGAUCUUGCACUCUCAUCUAGUGGACUACUUCCCCGAAUAUGACGGUCCAGUAAAGGACGCCAUCGCUGCACGCGAGUUCAUCUUGAGGAUAUUUGUUGACCUCAACCCUGACCCUGACAAAAUAAUCUAUUCGCAUUUCACAUGUGCCACAGACACGGACAAUAUUCGAUUCGUCUUUGCGGCCGUGAAAGACACGAUCCUUCAGUUGAACUUGAAAGAGUACAAUCUUGUGUAAAGAUUGGUUGCACGCCACGACUUCUGCGAUGCAAAUCUUUCUGAACCUGCGGCCUCGCUAAGCCACAAUAAGGGACUUCUAGAGCCACUGCAACAAGCCUCAAUGACCCACUGCAAGAGUUCUCACUGGGUCACUAAUAGAUGCAUCAUUGGACAAUUGCUUAAAAGCCUCGCCGAUAUAUUGCAAGGGGAUUCAUUGGGCUGCUACUGUAUGCCUCCAUGUGGUUACUGAACGUGCCUCACUGGGUUACACGUUGCUGGUCCAUGGUUUAUUGCACUGGUCCACCGCUUUAAAGAGCUGACUUGAGCCACUGCCAAUGGCCUCGCUGGGUCACUGCCAAGGGCUUCUCUAGGGCACAGCUAUUGGUGUGAAUGAGAAUGGGUAACUGCUAUUGGUUUUAAUAUGACCGCAGUUUUUGACUUCAUUAAGCCAUAUAAGAAGUCUUGCUAUGUCAAGCCUAACUGGAGAUAGUCGCGGUAUCGCAUUGCUUCAUAAACCUUCUGUUGCAAUUCUGAUGAAUUGCUGUUUUUGAAGCACUUUUUAAGUGCAUUUCUCAAUAGCCUCUUCAAAGAUCUUAGGUAAGACGCGCGCCAUGCGUCUCCCACUAUAAGUGCUUUGACCACAGUAACCGCAUGACCCAACAGCGGUUAACAACAUAACAGUGUUAAUGCAUUUUUCUUUAUCUAAUGAACCCUGGGAUUAUUCAGGGUUAUUUCUCUAUUAAAUUUGUCAAAUUUUUGCUGCUGCACUAUAGCGUUCAAGGUGUUUCCCCCAUUGGAAUUUCGUUUUAUAUUGUGGAUGCACAUCCUGUUUUGUGAGAACUGCAAGCAGUGAGUGCAGUGUGUUGUAUUCUAUUUUUCCUAGUCUACUGGAGCUAAUGCCGCACACGCACAGUUGUUGUCCUAAUAUUUUUUGUUUCGAAUUAACCUCUACUUCAUCAUUUGUUCCUUGAAUCUUCCAUGUCGCCAAUACUUUGCUACAUUUCGAUGCAUUUUUUUCAGCCUCAUUAUAUUGACACCAUAGCUAGUCAUCACUAUGCAACAAUUUGGUCUGAGAGGUGUUAUUUCUCCACUAAAGACCACCGAUUAGACGAAGUCAUCAAAUCAGUUGUCAGCGAAUUCUACUCGACACUAUUCGCUUGCUCUCACUCCAAUUCAAUUUCAAUUCUACUAUGCUUUUCUGUGUUUGUGGUCAAGAUCGUAACACUGUCACAUGAACCUAUAAACUCAGUCAUUCUAGCUGAGUUGGGAAUAUUCCUUUUAUGUAAAUUUCAGUAUUUUUUUGGACUAUUAACGUGGAGGGAAAAUUUGUGAUGUUGCUAGUUCUGUUGUUUGCUUUAUUGCUUGUACAGCGUGAUGGUACCUAGGUAGCGUGAGCGCGUCCUGUGCGAGUGUAUGUGCUAGCGUGUGCGUGUGGGCUGCUGGAGAUAUCCGUGCAUUCCCUGUGGCAGUGAAAUACUUGGUGUUCUUCAUUGUGCUCAUUUCUUCUCACCAACACAACCACCACUCGUGUGCUGCUAGUCCUGCUACACACUCCCCGUACUGUCUCACUUGCCCUAUCACGAUCAUGAACUAUAAUCUUUUUUUCUCAAUUGUCCCUUGCCACGCUCGUGUACGCCAGUCGGUCUCCGAAGAGUGCAUCGUGUUCUGUGUUCUGAACUCAUAGCUUGAUUUGGGCGGCUCUACUGUCGCGUCCCUUGUGUAGUAAAUAAACUAAACUCUGUGCCAAAUCCACACCAGCUUCAUGAUUUGCUCCUGUUGUGCUGAGAGCCUUGCCAUUGAACCCACGUGACACCUCCGUUUAGCUAUGUGUCGUCCCAGACUCUUCUAUACUAAUUCAUUUUACGAUGUUGGUGGUUGGGUGAUAGUGUGUUACCUCUAAGCAUUUAGUUAUUUUGUUGACUUUGAUCACAAUUUUAUAUAUUAUUGACUAUUUAAUUGUGUUGCUGUCAUUGGAGGAUUUAGGCUUUAUCAGCAAGAUAGCAUUCGACGCCAUUUUUUAAUGCUGUCUCAUUCCGCGUACGAAUAAUGUCUUUACCUUGUCUAUACUUUUUCCUUCGUCUGGCUUCGGUAAAUGUUUUUUCCGGAAAAAGAUGCUUUAUAUAUAUAUAGUGUACAGUAAUAACGUUAAAGGGCUUUUUUUUUGUUGAUUUUCAACUCUGUUCUCAUUACAGAAUUGAUUUUUUGGGCGUAUUAUGCUAUUGGUACGUUUCAGUCUUACUAAAUACGACAUUACUUGGUCAUAUGUAUUCUACUGCCACAGCUCGUGUUAGGCAAUUUACGUGAUGAUCAACUAGCUUUGAGGUGAACUUGUGAAAUGAAGUGACUCGAACAUAGAUUGCAGAAUUAGUGUCUCUCAAGUCUUUCUGAUGGAGCGACGUUUCAGAUUCCUUUGGUGUAACCACCUUACUGAAAUGCAGUGCGUAAUUAUACUGUCAUAUUUAUGGUGCACUGAAUGGGAUGCAUUUUGGGUGAUUUGAACUCUUAUCAAUGAUGAAACAGUAGGUGAAAUGAUGAUAGUUAUCCUUACGAUCUGAAUGAAGCUCCAUAGUGUAAGAAGAGAUGUGAGCGCAUUUGUUUUCUACAUUCAGGUGCAACGUUGCUUGUACUAAUGUUUGCUAGAAUUUCAAAGAAUAGGUUAUUUCUUCAUUAAUAUGCACCAGACCGCGGUCACACAUACUCGUAUUUUGUUUCUUAACUUGAACUAACGUAAUUGGUUCUGUACCGGUUGGUGACGUAACAGACUGUAAUGGAUUGAUGGUAGAAUUUUCCUCUUCAUUUGGACUUGCUCGGCGCCUCUAAUUGACUGCACAGGCGCGGAGUGUUGAGUGAGCGCGCCGGACCUCUAGUGCUCGGCUCAUGACAUCGUUCAGAAGUCCCACUGAGAAUGACGAAAGUCUUGCUGUGUUGGAUUUUCUAAUGUUCGUGUAUUUUAUGUUGUAUGUAGGUGUCCUUAUGUUAUUUAGCAUCUUGGUUUGGCGAGUGGUGACAAUAUGGAGCGCCCUAGUAUGUUUUUUGGCGUGAGAAAUUACUACCGUCGAUUGUCACCCUCGACUGUGGAGUAAGACAAUAGGGGUUUUUCAAGUGAUUGUUUCUUACUUUAUUACUGAUAACGCUGUCUUGUCCUGGUGUGGUAAUCAAGACUCGUUUUCUUCCAUGCGCCUCGUGCACGGCACUUGUCGUGUAUGCCCCAAAUAUAUCGAUAGCCGUGCAGUGCUUACAAGCAGCGCCAACCUCUCGGCUACUACAUUUCUAGAGGCGUCCCUGAUCUCUCAGAGCCUCUGAAAGGCGCGUCACUCAAUCUUUAGCUCCUCGUAGCCUUUUUAAUCACUUGCUCUUGAUAUUAAUCAUCCCCUUCUGUUGUGCAUAACCUCUUCAAAAGCUUUGUUUAGUAGCUGCUGCUGAGCCCUGUUGUGCACCAUUACGUUGCUCCUUGUGUCGCAUCAGUUAGUAACUGCCUUCUAAUGUGCGCGUCAACUUAGGAAAGUUGCUAAGCCAGCACUGGCAGGAGUCUAUGCUACCUGUCUGCCCUCUUAGGAGCAUGUCUCAUCUUAGUGAGAGGGGAGUGUAUGGGCGCUCACCUUCCCCUCUCCCAAGGCCUAUGCAUUUACUUGCAUCGGUACCAUUUUGUAGCUUGUACAGAAAACCUUUAUUGUAUCAUUUUUAUGAUGUUUAUCUUGAGUUAUUUUAUUUUUGGAUUUUUUGCAUUUGUACUCACAAAAGCAAAUUCGAUAGUUUUUUAUUGUACCAAAGUAUAUUGUUUCUUGAUUGGCUCGAUGCGUUGCGUGUGCGACUUGAGCUGUGUGGAAGCGCCGCCGAGGCCCCGCUUCCGUGCCCCUUGCUUGUGCAGCCGACGCUGCAGUCUCCCCCCAGCUAAGCGCUCGGCCGCUCGGGGCUCGCGUGCCAUCCAUCGCUCAUUCCCAUGAGCGUUGCGGCACGAGUGCCUCUACAUCGCACACACAUCUGCAUCAAUUGCCCCCUUCUGAUUUCCCAAUAAAUAUUUAUUGAAACUAA